UUCUUUUUUUUGUAAAUUAAUGGAUUGCAACCUUUGGCAACCCAAAUUAGAGUGGACCCCAAGUACAACACCAAGCCUGUGGAUUGUGUGUGAUGUACUGUAAGUGCAGUUAACCUUCACUGAUCCCUGAACAAAUCUGAAAGCUCACUAAUACAGAGAAUCCAUCAUGAAAAUCUGAAUAGAAUCUCCCAUCCGCUAACGGAUGGGAGAGGGGCAUACUCCAUGAAUGAGCGGGACGGUUUUGUGCAUGCAAAUUGAGGCUAGACACACAGACACACCCUUCCCCCCACUCAUGUGCAGAAAAAUGUGAAUGAGGAAGUGGGAGCUGAAGAUGAAACGGCAACCCCCCCUCCAUCCAUUCUUCCUACAUACAUCCCUGUGCUCUCCUCCUCCUCCUCCUCUCAGACUUUAGCCUUGUGCUCAUGUGAUUCCAUGAUUAGACCGCCCACGCAACAUACACAUACUCUUCAUACACACACGUGCACACACUUCUUCCCAUCACAUACAUGAACACUGCCCGCCUUGCCUCCCAUCAUAUAUAUUGCCUGCUUGGAUAUAUAUACCAUUACACCCGCCGCAUGCUCACGUGGCGGCGGCAACCCUCCAUCCCCCCUUUGCUGCAGAUCAGUCAAUGAGCAGCUUCAGUCAGUGGGGAAGAAUUAUCCACACUGGCACUUAGGAACAGAGGCAGGCACAUGGGAAGCCGGAGUGAACAUUGUUUCUGCAUCGCUGGUGGACUUAUUGAACAGUUUUGUUGAAAGUAGAUCUCUAAUGACCCCUGAAAGUGUCUUUGAGAAAGAAUGAGACCUCUCCUCAUUUUUUGUGUCUGAAUGGCUCAGUUGAGGAAAUGCUCAUUUAACCAUUCAGAAUGUUUUUCAUAGCUGUGGACUAAAUACAAAAGCAAAUAUUCUGUGACUUCCUGUCACUUAUUCAUUCCUGUCAUCCCAAAACGUAGUUAUCUGAUAAUGUUUUACAUCACCUUAAAAACAUGGUUGGAUUAAUCAAAAAAUGUACUAUUGAAGUUGUAUUUUAUUCUGUUUGGACUUAUUUUCUUGUACAGACACCGCAUUUUAUUAUUUCAAGGCAGCCUGCUUUGAGUGUAUUUCUCUGUCAAAAUAUUUAGUAAUCUUCUAUAUCUAAUCAUUCAUUAUAAUGGUCAGUGUUCCCACAUUUUUUGUGGUACAUUGUGUGCUGUUUUUAUUUUUAGCCACAUGAAUGAAACCCCCACCCAUCCAUUCAAAGCUUUUCCCUCAUAUCUUCUUCAAACUUUGUGCACAUGGUGUGUCUCACAACCUCCACCUCUGACACACUCAGCCCUGCCUACUUUGUACAUCUCCCACCCAAUGAGGGCCCUCUCUCUCUGCCAACCUCUGCUGCAGCAGCCGCCUGGUUGGCUGCUAUUCUUGGGCAUUUUUGGAAGAAGGCGGGGAUUAGAGUACCUCGUUCUCCCUCUGUUUACACACAUACGAGAGCAGGCAGUAACUGAGUGAAUGAGGGAGAGUCAGGGGGAGCGAUGGAGUGUAUCUUCUCUGCCUGGCAUCCUCGCUUUCCCACAGCUGUGCUUCCACUCUCUUGUUCUUCUGUGGACAUUGUUUUUAUCCAUCUGCUCAUCUCCCACUGAUCAAAGCUUCCACAGCACUAACCAGUGGACUGUCUGCUUGCAGUGGAUUUCGCUCAGGCAAGCAAUAUAGGAGCACAAAGUGUCCCUGCUGUCUGUUUCUCUGUGGAGCAGGCAGAAUUGGAGGACGACCAGAAAGCUCUGCGCUCUCGCUCAGUUUUAGUUUUGCUCCCCAUGCUCGACUUUGCGCUGAAAUGCCAGAAGUGAGUUAUUUCAUCUCCGCGUCGUGGAUGUUUAUUCAGUUCAAGAGGAUGCUGAACCGAGAGCUCAGCCAGCUGUCAGAAACCAGCCGUUCAGGGAACCAGGUGUCUGAGUUCAUCUCUAGCACUUUCCUAGAGAAGCAACAUGACAUGGACAUCAUGUCUCCCCCGGCCAAGGAAAAGGACAAGAAGAAGCGGCCCAUGUCCCAGAUCAGUGGCGUGAAGAAAGCCACCCAUAGCCCCACCCUCGCCCCCUCCACCAUCCCUCGCUUCGGAGUCAAUGCCAGUCAGGAAGGACUCCUAGCAAGGGAGUUGGAGGACAUAAACAGAUGGGGUAUUGACAUCUUUAAGGUCUCAGAGUAUUCUGGAAACCGCCCGCUAACAGUCACCAUGUACACCAUCUUCCAGGAGCGUGAGCUGCUUAAGUCCUUUAAGAUUCCAGUGGACACUUUUAUAACUUUCAUGAUGACUUUAGAGGAUCAUUACCAUUCGGACGUGGCCUACCACAACAACAUCCAUGCUGCAGAUGUGGUCCAGUCCACACAUGUCCUACUGUCCACACCUGCUCUGGAGGCUGUGUUUACUGAUCUGGAGAUCCUCGCCGCCCUGUUUGCCAGCAGCAUCCACGAUGUGGAUCACCCUGGAGUUUCCAAUCAGUUCCUCAUCAACACAAACUCAGAGCUGGCCUUGAUGUACAAUGACUCGUCAGUGCUGGAGAAUCACCACCUGGCCGUUGGCUUUAAGCUGCUGCAGGAAGACAACUGUGACAUCUUUCAGAACCUCAGCAAAAAGCAGAGACAGUCGCUGCGUAAAAUGGUCAUAGAUAUGGUGCUGGCCACAGAUAUGUCUAAACACAUGAACCUUCUGGCAGACUUGAAAACUAUGGUAGAGACCAAGAAAGUCACCAGUCUAGGAGUUCUACUGCUGGACAACUACUCAGAUCGCAUACAGGUCCUUCAGAACAUGGUCCACUGUGCAGACCUGAGCAACCCCACCAAGCCUCUUGAGCUGUACCGGCAGUGGACAGACCGCAUCAUGGUGGAGUUUUUCACUCAGGGGGACAGGGAGAGAGACAAAGGCAUGGAGAUCAGCCCCAUGUGUGACAAACAAAAUGCCUCGAUCGAGAAGAACCAGGUGGGUUUCAUUGACUAUAUUGUUCAUCCUCUGUGGGAGACAUGGGCUGACCUUGUUCACCCAGAUGCUCAGGAGAUCCUGGACACACUGGAGGAUAACAGAGAGUGGUAUCAGAGCAUGAUCCCACACAGCCCCUCACCCAACCCAGAGGGCCAGGACGAGGGAGCCCUUGCCGGGGAAGCCUCAUCGCUUGGUGGGAAUGGUGGCUCCACUUCGGCUGACAAGUUCCAGUUCGAGCUGACUUUGGAAGAAGAAGGAGAGUCUGAUACUGAAAGUCCACCUGAGGAAGAGGAAGGCUACAGUGGCAGCAGGGGGCCUGAACUUUCCAGAACUGAUUCAGGCAGCAGUUUUGAUCCGGUAUCUGCCACGACUCACCUGCUCACCAGAAAGCUCACUACUGAUUCAGGCAGGACAUUCUCUUUAGACUCUGAGAAAGACAUGGCCGAAGACAGAGAAAUAGACCAGGAAAGUGUCUCUGGGGUACCGCGCUUCAGACUUGGCACAUAGCACUAGUGAAAGGUUGUAUUUCUUUUAGCCUUUUUUUGUUUAUUUUUCUUGAUUUUGGUGCCUCAUCCUCUGUCACUCUCCUUCUCUCACUCCAACCAAACACCAUCACCUCUGGUUUCCGUGGACAGGGUGAGAGCAAGCCUCGGGGUGGGGAGUAUGGGGGUGCAGGUGGGUCUGAGGGGUGUUAAGAAAGUCUGCAGUUUUACACAGCAGUCACUUGCACUGGAGAGAGACAGACUGACUCACUGUUCCAGUAGAGGACGGGAAACCAAGUUUCUGACUAGUCCUUCAUGUUCUGUGUCUUUCACUCAGACAUACUGUGGAUUACGUUCUACAGGGACUACAAGAAGUUUAAAUGAAGCUUCCCUUUUACCAGCCAACCCAAGGUCUAUGACAACAAAUGACAGAACUGUCUUCCUCUUUUGGAGUAUUUAGGAAGAAAAAGAGGAAGUGAAUGAAUGCUCGUGAAAACUCAGCAAAGUCUUGCAACACAUUUUGCCAAACUUGCAAUUUACAGGGACAGUGCUGUUUUUCCUGCCUUUUUAAGUUUUUCAUCGGUUUGUUUAUUCUGUUGUCUUCUGUUUAGUUCCAUACACACUGAAACAGAACAGUAAAUGAAGAUACAGAAAAGUGAAACUUCAAAGCAGUGUAUGUGAAAACAGGGCAGAAAGGAGCUGUGCAUGAUGUUAUGCAGGAAAUUUUAAAUGUAGCAAACAUUUUGAGUAAGUUUGUCAUUAUUAUUGUAUACGUAGCACUCCUUUCAGUUAAUGCGCUUCAUUUCAUUGUGCUCAGCAAGCAGUUAUUUUGGGAGAAUAUGAUUAUAAUGAAGUAACUGGCAAUACAUAUUAUUUGGAGAUUUUUACUUGAUUCAGGCUCACUAUUUCCAUUUUUACAAUGCUAAACUAUGGUAUUGUGACAGCAACAAAACUGAGCCAGUGUCAGCGUAGUGUUACACAGUCAUAGAGUAAGAACGAAUGCAGUAUGGGCUGUGAACAUGGUGCCUCCCAGUGUUGACAAGUGGAACUGAAGUUCUGACAUUGGAGGCAAAUGACUUGCAGGGUUUUGCAUAGCCCUGUAUGGAAAAUACAUUCAAAACGUAUUUAACAGUAGGACUGCCCAAAAUAUCAGUUAUGUUUCAGUUUUGUUGUUCUUUUGAUUAAUUUGGGUUUUUUAAGGUCUUUCAAGUAGCUAAUGUUUUCGUUUGUAUUUGGCACCCAUUUUAUCAGUUUGCCUUCAAGUUUAGCACUUUACAGUUUUGUUCAUAGCUAGCCCUCAUUGUGGUUUUUAAGGGCUUGAGCCAAAGCAUGAACACGUUGGAGGCAGUUGUCAGUUGUCAACAGUUUGUCACUCACUGUUCAGCAACCAGCACAGACAUUAUGCAAAAACUUAAAGUUACAGUACAGCUACAAAUGCAUUAGACAGUCCACUCACAUCCCUUAUCAUAACAGUAACUCAAUAACAUCUACUUCCAUAAGUUAGUGUUGUGAUAAGGGCAGUGUUUUACAAGGGUUGCAGAGAAGGAUGUUGGCUUCAUUGUAACUGUAAAAAAUCUGGGAGCUUACAAAGAGACAGUUUCCUGUGCCAGAAUUAUUUUCAUCUUUUUUUCUCUCUCAUUGAUCAAUAUUUUGCUCUUCACAGGGACAUAGUCAAUGACAAAACAAGUGCCAAGCAAGCAUGACACAACCCGUACUGUAAUUUCCAUUUUGCCACUGGCUACUUUCCAUCAGUGACUGAUAAAGUUGGUUGAUUGUAGCACUCCGUGUGCCAAUCUGACCACAGUGUCUCUUUUCCUUUUUUCUAACUCCUCCUAAAUUAGUAACUGAAACUGAUAUUGUCUUAAAACAGUGAUGUGUUUUUUGUGUGUGAAUGAAUGACUGGGUUGACCUUUUUGAUGUAUUUGCUAAGAAAAAAAAAACCAAAGCACUUUGUAUGGUACUUUUACAGUUCUGCACUUCCAGUACAGUUGAAUAUGUACAGUAUAACGUGACUGUUUCACUGUUUUUCUUCUGGCAAAUGGUCUGGUGGGUGAGUUGGAUUGCAUGGGCCACUACAGCUCUUAAAAGUUGGAUGUUGGAGGGACUGAUUUUUUUUUCUUUUCUUUUUAUAAUUGACUGUAAAAAUGUGUUUUGCUGAAAUGCAUGACAUUGGCUGCAGAAUUCAAAGAAUAUGAAGAGUAUAUUAGCCUGUGGAGAAAGUUUAUUUUAAUACCAUAGAACUGAGUAAAUCAUCUUUUCUUUUCACAUGUGAACGAGCUUUUUUUUUUUUUGCUUUUUUGAUGCCUUAUUUUCAAAUGUGGAAUUUUUAUUUUCUGGUCAUAGAUUGGUUAACUGACAUGCUGGAGUAAUACUUGUGCAAUCCUUUCUGUAGCUAUAAACACCAAACAGACCAACUCUCAAGGAUGCCUUCAACGCUAAGGACUAACAACAACAGCUUAACCAGCACAACAAGAUUCAGAGUCUGUCUCUCUGUGUCACCGAUUGAUUUUGUACAUUUUCCUCACAGUGCUUCAUGUACAGUUUAUUUAUUAUAUCUGUAUUAUCUGUCAGAAACAUUGGAUCAGUAGACUUUAUCUUAGUCUGAGGUUUAGUACUUAUGUGUAGCUCGAUGUGUGAGAAAGUCAGACGCAGCAGAUUUCAACUGUUUUUUUCCUUCUCGGUUCAUUUCUUUAUGUCUGCAGACAACAUUAUACAUAAGCAAAAAUACUCGCUUUAAUGUUUUUCUUGGUAUAAAAUAGUUGCGUGACAAAUUUACAUCUGGGUUUUCUGAAACAUCUCUCCUCUACUGUCUUCCUCCGUUUUCUCGUAACUGGUCAGAUCACAUUUUCAUGAAGGAUCUUCCAGUAGGCCAAGUGUACUGAUCUGAGACUUUUUUGAUUCAUAGAUAAUAGUCAUAUGACCUCAAGCCAUCCUAGAUCAGCUGUUCUGUUCUGUUCUGUUCUGCUCUUAGAGAGUUUAUGAAUAUGGAUCAUGAACUAAGACUCUGCAGCUCUGACAAUCCAAACUCUGCUGUUUAACUGCAGGUGUGUUAGCACUCUUCAGCUAGAACUGUAUGCCUUGCCAAUAAAGGAAAAACUCUUUACUCUUUGA
Molecule: messenger RNA, 6545 nt
Organism: Scatophagus argus
Lineage: Eukaryota; Metazoa; Chordata; Actinopteri; Scatophagidae
Gene: pde4ca
Product: phosphodiesterase 4C, cAMP-specific a
Exons: 10
Coding region: 1813-3459 (548 amino acids)
Biological process (GO): signal transduction
Cellular component (GO): nucleus; cytosol; perinuclear region of cytoplasm
Molecular function (GO): 3',5'-cyclic-AMP phosphodiesterase activity
Source: RefSeq, a predicted model, not a curated record